CAUUGGGCAGAACCUGCGGCAGCUGCCUCUGUGUUCAAAAAUCGACGCAGUUCCAUAUCAGGAUGUAGGGAGGCCGGUGUAUCUGUAGACAGUAGGUAGCUAUGCAGUGAACGGUCAGCCUCGCAGCACUAAAACUCAGUCGCAUAGGGCAAGUUCAAUACAUAUCAGUUUACAGUCAAAAUAAAUGGAGACGAUGAACACAGAAACGUGGAUCGAUAAUGUGCGCGCCCUUGGGAUUUCUUACGUUAUGGGGAUGUUGGCUAGAUAGCUACUUAUAAAAUAUUGCAAGGUAUGCGACUGACUUUGCCUUGCGAGAGGAUUUAGGUUGCUGUCAGCUAACAAGAAUGCCAACGUUUUAGCUAGAUAACUACCAAUUACACUAGUCAGUUAGCUAGUUAACUAAUUGGUUAUACAUAGGUAGUCUGUCUUGUGGCAACAAAACAUAUAGUUUAUCACUUUUUUCUUUUACUGUCUAUUUUAGUUAGAUACCUAGUGUACCUAACUUUGGACGUGCUUCAUUUUGAAGGGUUUUACAUUGAGUGUGUUGGGGAAAGUUGGAAAUGAGUAGGGAAGCAAAAAGUUCUGGACAUGGUAUGGAACCGCAUGCGGCAAAUUCCAUGGGACCAAAGGAAAAUGGACCGAACAGCAGGACGAGCGCACCGAGUUCUCCAGAUCAAGGAGAGGAGUCGCAGUCUUCCGUCGGUGAUGUUAAGCAGAUGUGGAUGCAGUUGGCGAAAACAUUUGUGAUGAUUUUCCCUAUAUAUGUCUUGGGCUAUUUCGAGUUCAGCUUCAGUUGGAUUUUAAUCGGACUCGCGAUAUUCUUCUGGUGGAGAAAAAAUCAAGGAAAUAAGAACACUAGGCUGAACAGAGCGUUGGCAUUCUUUGAACACGAAGAGAGAGCUGUCAGGCAAAGUUUAGCAACUUCGGAGUUGCCACCAUGGGUUCAUUUUCCAGAUGUGGAGAGAGUAGAAUGGUUGAACAAGACAGUGAAACAGAUGUGGCCAUACAUCUGCCAGUUCGUAGACAAGCUGUUCAGAGAGACCAUCGAGCCGGCGGUGAAAGGUGCCAACGCUCACCUCAGCACCUUCUGCUUCACCAAAAUCAACAUGGGAGACAAGCCUCUGAGGGUUAACGGUGUCAAGGUUUACACUGAGAACGUGGACAAACGGCAGAUCAUCAUGGAUCUGCAGAUCAGCUUUGUGGGAAACACAGAAAUCGAUGUCGACAUCAAAAGGUACUACUGCAGAGCUGGCAUCAAGAGCAUACAGCUCCAUGGAGUCCUGAGGGUGAUCUUAGAGCCGUUGCUUGGCGACAUGCCUCUGGUUGGAGCUCUGUCCAUGUUCUUUCUGAAGAAACCUUUGCUGGACAUUAACUGGACAGGCCUCACAAAUAUGCUGGACAUUCCUGGAUUAAACGGCCUGUCUGACAGCCUGAUCCAAGACAUAAUUUACAGUUACCUGGUCCUGCCCAACCGCAUUGCCAUUCCUCUCGUGGGGGAGGUUCAGCUAGCACAGCUGCGCUUCCCAGUGCCAAAGGGUGUGCUGAGGAUCCACUUCCUGGAAGCCCAGGAUCUGGAGGGAAAGGACAAAUUCCUUGGAGGGCUGAUCAAGGGGAAAUCGGACCCAUACGGCAUCAUUCAGCUGGGCAACCAGCUGUUUCAGAGCAAGACCAUCAAAGGGACCCUGCAUCCUAAAUGGGGCGAAGUGUAUGAGGCCAUGGUGUAUGAGCAGUCGGGGCAGCACCUGGAGAUCGAGCUGUUUGACGAAGACCCCGACAGAGACGAUUUCCUUGGCAGUCUGAUGAUUGAUAUGAGUGAGCUUCACAAGGAACAGAAGGUCGAUGAGUGGUUCAACUUGGAAGAAGUCAGCACAGGAAAACUGCACUUAAAGCUUGAGUGGCUUUCUCUCCUCACCGCACCUGAAAAGCUUGAUCAGGUGCUGAUGAGUAUCAGGGCGGACAAGGUGCAGGCCAAUGACGGCCUGUCAUCGGCGCUGCUCGUGGUGUACCUGGACUCAGCCAGGAAUCUGCCGAGAAAUCCGUUAGAAUUUAACCAUGAUGGGUUGAAGCAAACUUCAUUCAAUAAGGCUCUCAAGUCUGGCAAGAAGGUGAGCAGUGAGCCGAGCCCAUUUGUUCAGUUUACCGUCGGGCACAAAACCUUCGACAGCAAGAUUCGGUAUAGGACCAAUGAGCCCCUCUGGGAAGAGGCCUUCUCCUUUCUUGUUCACAACCCGAAAACUCAGACGCUUGAAGCCGAGGUGAAGGACGAGAAACACAAGUGCUCGCUGGGAAGCCUGUCCCUUCCGCUGCUGCAGCUCCUGGAGGCUGAGGACAUGACGAUGAACGAGAGCUUCCCUCUGAAGAACUCUGGCCCCAGCUGCACCCUCAAGCUGAAGGUGGCUCUGCGGGUUCUUUGCCUGGAGAAGCUGACUGCGUCAGACCAGCCAUCCUCGGUGCAGGUGAGAAAAGCCAGCGCCACCGUGCUGCCGCAGAGACCCUACGCCCCCGAGACUCCUCGACCUGCCUCCAACCUCCCCCCCUCCGCCGCGGGCUCCAGUCUGGACCUGGACAGGAGGACAGAGUACCCGGAUCGGGCCUACUCUGGCAGCCCUGUCAAGCUGGCUGACAUCGGCAGGAGCACCUCUAGCCUGGCUAUCUCCGGCUCCCAUCAGCAUCUGGCACAUAAGGAGUCAACGCCCAGCAUUGCCUCAGACCUCUCCAUGCCCUUCGCCACCCAGGAGCUGCAGCAGAGACUGCGUCAGCUACACAAUGGAACAGCUCCCAGCCAGUUCCCCUUGGGUGAGAUUCAGCUCACGGUUCGACACAGUUCCCAAAGGAAUAAGCUCAUCGUGGUGGUGCAUGCUUGCCGUAACCUCAUUGCGUUCACAAAGGAUGGCUCGGACCCGUACGUGCGCCUUUACCUGCUUCCUGAGAAGAGCAGGACGGGCCGAAGGAAGACCCAAGUGCUAAAGAAGACCCUAAAUCCGGUUUAUGACCAAACGAUUGAGUUCAGCGUGUCCAUUGUGGAGCUGCACAGGAGGGUGCUGGAUGUGGCCGUGAAGAACGGAGGCGGCCUUCUGUCCAAACACAAAGGGCUGCUGGGGAAGGUGCUGCUGGAUUUGACGCAUGAAGAUAUGGCCAAAGGAUGGACACAGUGGUAUGAACUAACAGAAGACGGAUCACGAAACCAGCUCCAGGCCUAGACGGCAGGGCGAGACAGCACAACGUCACCUCAGCAAGCUUUGUGAGGCCUCGUCUUUACAAUCAUUGCAAAAUCAACCUGCUCUUUUAAAUAGCCUUACAAGUCAGCCAGUGGGCACGUCAUUACUUUGUAUUUUUAAUAUUAAACAAGCUGCAAUUUAAAAGUGUCUAUUUAUAUUAUUGAAUGCAACACAUUCAUUGCCACUUUUCCUCUCAUUUAUUUAUUGUGCAGUUGUGUUAGGGAAGCAUGAGGUGUUGAAGUAAAUUUCUGUAUUUUAAGAAAAAGCAAACAAACUGUUUAAAAUGUUUUCUGGCACAGCAGAUUUGUUGCCAUUUUUUAUAUGUGAAUAAUGUUUAACAUGUAAAUAGGAACUGAUAUCAUUAUCAUCAAUCUCUUUUGGAGACUUGCAGUGUUAAGAUGGGUUUGUAUCACUUUGUCUGAAUGACAUUCAUGGUGGAGACGUGCUAGGCUUUUUUUCAGUCACCAGAAAUUUAAACUUCAGUAGGCAAGAGUGGUGGAAGCUGAUGCAGUUUCCGUUUUUAUUUUGUGAAAGGAUGGUAGCCACCAAGAGACAAUUAUUUCAUUGCCUAUGUGAUUUGUACAUGUAUGUUUGCACAUUGUGUUUUAUAUUUUUUUAGCCAUUCAAAGAUUUUUGUGUUUGUAAUGUACAGUAGUUAUUCCUAAUACUGAUUGUCUGACAUCAUCAGUUCAUUGCUUCCAGAUGUCAGAAAAAAUUCCAUUAUUUAUUGAUUUGCAACUCAGUUUUGAAGUUUUAUGAUAACAGAAUGAUACCAUGUCAUAGCAAUAUCAAUCCCCAUGAUUUUUAUUUUUUAAUUGACCCAUAAUCUAUUUUAAUUGUACAUCUAUGUUAUUGUUUUUUCAUUUAUUGCAUACAAAAUAGACUACAGUGAGGCUCUGGGUUCUCUGUAAUUGUUCUGUCAACCUCUGAAAUUGAUUGCUUCUAGAUCAGAGGCUUUUCUUACUGGGAAAGACAUUAAGUGCUGCUUAAUAGCAUUGGUCAUCUAAAUAUAUAAUCUUCCUAAUUUCAUUUGAUUUCUCAGAAAAUCUGUUGCAAUCUAAUUAUAACUGUGCAAUUCAUAUCAAAAUUUUCUGCUGUGUAAAAUUUUGUUAAUCAUAAGUUUUCCUUUUGUUAAAAAAAUAUGUAUUUAUUACCUACAUACGCUGUCAAAUGAUAAUUGUCUUCGAGUAUCCCCAUUGCAAGACAUUUUGCCUUCUCCAUGUACUUGACCUUGUGCCUUAAAAACACAAUGUUCAGAAAUGUAAACAUGUAGGAUUUGUGGGCAUAAAGAAGGUUUUAAAGUUUCCUGGUUUGGGAAAGUUUCCUCACAGCUUUUCAAUAAUAAA
Molecule: messenger RNA, 4564 nt
Organism: Megalops cyprinoides (Indo-Pacific tarpon)
Lineage: Eukaryota; Metazoa; Chordata; Actinopteri; Elopiformes; Megalopidae
Gene: esyt2b
Product: extended synaptotagmin-like protein 2b
Exons: 23
Coding region: 561-3200 (879 amino acids)
Biological process (GO): lipid transport
Molecular function (GO): lipid binding
Source: RefSeq, a predicted model, not a curated record